AUGAGCGUUUUGUACAGCGAUGACGAUGGUUUCUUCAUAUCGCAUCAAAUGUUUAUUUCAAAGUUGUACGAUACUAUUUUGAGCGAAACCCAAAACGAUGUACAUUUGUACGAACAUUUCUUUCAUAUAAACAAUCCAUUUGUCAGGGACAAACAGCAAGUAGAAACUAGUGCGGAAAAUAAUGUUGUGAAACGUAAGAGAAAGCGUCCAUCAUUUGAGGAAGAUGAAACAAGUAAAAAAAUCAAAACUUUUAUAUCAAACUUAAAAAGUCAAACAGACAUAUUUUCCAUAUCGCCAAAGAUUUUGGAUAAUAAUAUUUGUGCUAGACAUGCAUCUAUGAAGUUCUAUGAAAACACUAGUGCGCUGAAAACAUUUUAUGGGCAAAAUCCAAAUCCAAACAUACAUACAGCUAAUGGUUAUGUAUUCCCUCCGAAAUGUCAGUUUUAUUGUGACAAUGUUUUCAACAUGAAAAAUUUAGGAGAUGAAAAAUAUGACAUGAUAUUGUUAGACCCACCAUGGACAAAUAAAUAUAUAAAAAGAAAGAAGAAAAUUAAACCUGAUGAAGGGUACACAAUGAUGGAUGAUCAGGAUUUGGCUCAAUUACCUAUAAAUCAGUUCCUAACUUCAAACGGUUUGGUCUGCGUGUGGUGUACAAAUUCUCAAAAUCAUAUAGACUCAUUAAAGUCUGUAUUAUUUCCAAUAUGGAACGUAAAAUAUGUGGCCUGUUGGUACUGGAUAAAGGUGACAGAAUGUGGAGAAUUUGUUUGUAAUUUUACACCAGGAACUGGAAAACAGCCGUACGAACGCAUAUUAUUCGGAAGGAAAAUAGACUGUGAUACCAAAAUAAAUAAUCCUGAAGAGAAUAAGUUCAUCGCAAGUAUUCCAAGUUCAGUGCAUUCACAUAAACCUCCUCUAUCUGAGAUAUUAAUUCCUUAUCUGCCUCCAAAACCAAAAUGCUUAGAACUAUUCGCAAGGUAUCUAUUACCUAACUGGACUAGUUAUGGACUUGAAGCUUUAAAAUUUCAACAUCAAUUUUUGUAUGAAAAUUCAGAUUUAGAAAAUUGUAAUCACAAAUCCAAUAUAAAAUUUAAUGAAAAUAUUAUGUAA
Macrosiphum euphorbiae (potato aphid) is the source of this 1107-nucleotide messenger RNA. NCBI's taxonomy places the organism in Eukaryota, Metazoa, Arthropoda, Insecta, Hemiptera, Aphididae. The record is from the annotation of a GenBank genome assembly.